GAUCACUGCGCGCCGCAGAGCGCAAAGGAUCUGAGGAGCUCAGGUUUGAACGCGCUGGAGAGAUCUCUCCUCCGGACUGCAGUACGAUGAGGAAACUCUGAGGUGGCAUUACUCCGACGUCCACUUCACGCUUUCCUUGGCUGUUGCCAGAGGGUUAGCCCAUGAGCAGGUAUCCCCUUGAGUGUGAUUCUGUUUUCACCCAGAUCUCUGCUGCCUGGACAAAUGCAUACAAAUGCAUUUAGGAGCUCAACGGACAAGGAGUGGACACGUUUCCGCGGCAGCAACGUGGAACUUCAUCCUGCUCCUGUCAGUAUGCUCAGCAGUAAUCUCUGGAGAAGAAGACUACCUAGCUCAAGGAGUGGAUAUCCUCUCUCGAUUGGGGCUUACAGCUCAAAGCAACGCAGACAAUCCCUACGAGAGGACAAGCUCGCCUUCGACUACUCACACCACUGUUUCCGAAUAUGGGGUAUUACUCGACUCAAACUCCCUCUAUGAGGCUCCAGCAGAUAGUCUCUUCCCACCGGAGAUUGGUGAAGAGUUGUCUGUUGUGGUUAGCCUAAGCUCCUGGCGAGCAAACAAUGCUUUUCUUUUUAGUGUCAAAGAUGGCAGGGACAGGCUGCGUUUUGGCAUUCAGCUGCUGCCACGCAGAGUGGUGGUUUACACUGCUGAAAAAGCCCCCAUCUACUUCACCUACAACUGGCAGGAUGGGCGCCAGCACCCUUUUGCUAUUGGCAUCCGAGCACGCUCAGUGUCCUUCUAUGCGGAUUGUGGGGCGGUACAGCAGCGGGAGCAGACCCUGGGGAGAUCUCAGACACUGGGGGAUUCUGGGGGUCUCUUCACUCUGGGGAGGAUGAACUCCAAAGCGGCACCAUUCAAUGGUCGAGUCUGCCAACUCGAUAUCUAUCCCUCAGCCCAAGCUGCCGCUCACUACUGCAAGUACCUUAAAACACAGUGCCGGCUGGCCGACACUUACCGAUUGCCUUUGCCACAUCCUGGUUUGGAUAUUGAGGCAAAUAACCCUCCUUCUAACUCCUUAGCAAAGUCCCUUGUUGGAGUAGCCGCUACCCAUCAUAGCCCCAUCAAAACCACAGCAGCUUUCAAACUGUCCCCUGGUAGUUUGGUCACACAGUACUCAACUCUGAGCCCAUCAGUACAGCCUCAUAUGGGGGACCAGAGCCACAUUUCCACAUUGGAUCCCCUUGCCCAUUCCACCACAUCCUUGCUUCAGCCUGAUGGCCCUACCUUAACCACCCUGAGUGGACAAGCAGCUCUGGAUCUCUCCCAUAGCUCAACGGUCACCACUAUGAAAAAUAUGUUGGCAAAAGGGAGUAGCCCCCAGGGGGACACCGAUCACUCUGAAAACAGCACAGAGGAAGAGAGCAGCUCUGGGAACCUGCAGAAUCCAGAUGCCACCACCGGUCUGAUUUCCCCAGUCAGGCAAAGCCGAGUGAAGGAAGGACUCAGGAACAACUCCAUCACCAGCUCCAGGGACUCGCACUUUGUGCCCCAACAGACUCAUCAUCUUGUGGAGACUGAUCUGAGAGCCAACGGCACCACUUUGUACCGGGAGAAUCAGGUGGACACCUCAGAACAGCAUGAUCUGGAUGGCAGCUAUGAUGAUAUAGACAUGGGAGGAUAUGAUUAUGGAUAUGAGGAGCCAGACUUCUUAUAUGACUACGAAUAUGGUUUCCGUGGCCCCAAGGGAGAGCCAGGUCCUAUGGGUCCUCCUGGUCCCCCUGGUUUACCUGGUCCUCCGGGGAAAAGAGGUUCACGGGGUCCCACUGGCCCACAUGGAAACCCAGGACUCCAUGGACUACCUGGACCCAAGGGUUCAAAGGGAGACCCUGGGCUGUCUCCAGGCCAGGCUCCACCAGGAGACAAGGGAGACAGAGGUCCACCAGGUCUGCCUGGGCCAGAUGGAUUUCCAGGUCUACUGGGUCCUAAAGGUUAUCCAGGGCCACUCGGACAGCCAGGAGAACAAGGCAUACCAGGACCUCCUGGGGAAGCUGGGGCUGCAGGUUACCCUGGCAGGCAGGGCUCAGCGGGACCACAAGGUAACCCAGGUCCUAAAGGUGUCCGUGGUUUCAUUGGGCCUCCUGGUGUUGCUGGGCCACUGGGUCUGGAGGGGGAGAAAGGCAUUCCUGGUCCUGUUGGAAAACCUGGUCCCAAAGGAAGACACGGUGUGGUAGGUGAUGUUGGAGAGAGGGGGCCUCCUGGUCCUGAUGGCAAUGAGGGGCCUGUUGGUGGAACUGGCAUUAGCGGCUUUCCCGGCCUGAGGGGGGACCCAGGGCCUGAGGGACUGCGAGGACUGCCUGGUAUGGUGGGACCUCAGGGCCCAGCAGGACGAGCCGGCCUGCCUGGAUUGAAAGGUGAUAAGGGUGAAGUGGGACAAAGGGGCGACCCAGGAGACACGGGGUACCAAGGCGAUAAGGGCGCUGCUGGUGCACCUGGUCCUACUGGGCCAAGAGGGAAGCCAGGACCACCGGGUAAAAUUGGUGAGAUGGGGCCACAAGGACCACCUGGGCCUCCAGGACCAGAGGGGUUUCCUGGGGACAUUGGAGUACCAGGGCCCAACGGUCCACCUGGACCAAAGGGCCUGCAGGGCGCCAGAGGGCCCCAAGGCCCACCGGGGCCACAAGGAACACAGGGUGACGAAGGACCACUUGGCCCAAAUGGCAGUGCUGGCCCUACUGGGAGAUCUGGAAGGAAAGGCUACAUAGGUGAACCUGGCCCAGAGGGAUUAGAGGGAGAGAAAGGGGACAUGGGAAAUGUUGGAAAAACUGGACCACAAGGUCCACUAGGCCUGAUUGGAAUAGCUGGAGUGAUAGGAGUUCCCGGUGAAAAGGGCGACCGUGGACCAGCCGGUCCAACAGGUCCAGUUGGGGAGAAGGGGCCAAGGGGCUAUCCAGGAUUGCCAGGAAGUCCAGGGGACAUCGGCAUGCAAGGUGCACCUGGUCCACAGGGGCAGAGGGGCAGUCCCGGCAUCGCUGGGUCGAAGGGCAGGAGGGGGCCGCAGGGUCCAGAUGGCCCACUGGGAGAACCGGGCCCCGAGGGCCCCAAGGGUGAAAGAGGUGACGCUGGACAAAAAGGAGAGGCAGGAUUCAUAGGCAAGGCUGGCAGUCCAGGAGAGAGAGGCCCUCCUGGGAAGCAUGGCAAACCAGGUAGUCCAGGCAGCACGGGGGAGAAGGGACCCCACGGUGAACCAGGACCCAAAGGACCUCCUGGAGAGGCUGGACCUGAUGGAGAGCAAGGGCCUGAAGGUGGGCCUGGUGCAGAGGGGGAACCGGGUGCCAUUGGAGAGCCGGGGUUAAAGGGUGAUGUUGGGUCUCCAGGAGCUGAAGGGGAGCAGGGACAGGAGGGAACAAGAGGUCCUCCUGGUCCUCCUGGUGAAGAUGGCCCUCAAGGAAAAGACGGAGCCAAGGGGGAGCCUGGUGAGCGUGGGCCAAUUGGAGAGCCAGGAGAUAAAGGAAUAGAAGGGGACCCAGGGCCCCCAGGAUCACCUGGAGAGCCUGGGAAACAGGGCUUUCGUGGGCCAGAAGGAAAACUAGGGCCUCCAGGGAACAGAGGGCGACACGGCAAGAAGGGAGAGAGAGGUCCUCCAGGUCUGGCCGGUGAGGUUGGCACACGCGGAGACAUCGGCCAACCAGGCGAGCCGGGGCUGAAAGGAGCCAGGGGAACUCGAGGCACACCAGGUCGGCCUGGAGUCAUGGGGAUAGAAGGGCAGCCAGGACUGGCAGGAUACACAGGUCACCCUGGCAAGCCUGGGCCCACUGGACCACCAGGGCCUAAAGGGGAAAAGGGUUAUCCAGGCGAAGACAAUAAGACCCCAGGACCACCAGGGCCCUUAGGUGAACCAGGGCCCCCAGGAGAACGAGGAGAGCGCGGAGAGCCAGGGGAUGAAGGAUAUCAGGGCCAUGCUGGUACCAUCGGAUCUCGUGGAGCUAUUGGACCACAAGGCCCACCGGGAUCACCAGGCGUCCCUGGAGAACCAGGCCCAAAGGGAGAGAUAGGUGCACCGGGCUCAGCAGGAAAGAAAGGAGAAAGGGGGCUGAGUGGAUCUCCUGGCAUUGAAGGCCUGAUUGGCUUACCUGGACUAAUGGGAAUGAAGGGCUACCCAGGAGCGGAUGGUCCCCCAGGACUGACCGGUUUACCAGGAUUUCCAGGAAAACAAGGACGACAGGGUCAGAGAGGCUUGAUGGGACAAGAGGGACCUGUUGGACGUCCAGGAUCCAGGGGAGAGGUUGGACUUCCUGGACCACCUGGAGAAAGAGGACCGUCCGGUCAGAAGGGAGAACUGGGACUGCCAGGGGACAGGGGAGCCUCGGGAAGCAAAGGCAUGGAGGGGACUACAGGUGACCAGGGCAGGAAAGGUGACCUCGGACCCAAAGGACAACCAGGGGAAUCUGGAGAUCUGGGAAUGGUUGGUUUACAGGGCUUUCCAGGGCCGUCGGGGCCUAAUGGUGAUUUGGGAUUGAGAGGCAUCCCUGGCCCAAAAGGCCCAAUGGGGGCUCUGGGAUUCACUGGACCUGUCGGCCCUGAAGGAAUGAUGGGCCCAGUGGGAAAACCCGGGUACAGGGGUCCAAAGGGAAACAGUGGCGAAAUGGGGCCUCAAGGACCACAAGGAAGUCCAGGACCCAGAGGACCUCCUGGUGCUCCAGGUCCCACAAGGCAGAUAUAUGAUGACUCAGCAGUCUACGGUCUAUCUGACUCUAACGCUGAGCUCAGGACGGAGAGUUUCCAGAACACAGAGAUGGGCCUGCCAGACCAGAAUACUGAGAUACUCAAGACUCUUCGUUAUUUAAGCAGUGUGAUUGAGAGCAUCAAAAAGCCUCUGGGCACGCGGGAGAACCCGGCUCGUGUCUGCAAAGAUCUGCUCGACUGUCAUCAAAACCUCAAAGAUGGUUGGUUCUGGAUUGAUCCAAACUUGGGCUGUACUUCUGAUGCCUUCAAGGUCUUCUGCAACUUUACUGCAGGAGGGCAGACCUGUUUACAUCCAGUAGCCUCUAAUAAGAUGGUGUUUGGUGUAGGGAAAGUCCAAAUGAAGUUUCUCCAUUUACUGAGUACCGAGGCCAGCCACAGCAUCACAGUCCACUGCCUAAAUGAUUCUCCCUACGACACCACAGACAGCUUCAGCUCCGCUGGAUCCAUACCGCAGGACAGCACUACACUUCGGUUUCGUGGCUGGAACAAACAGAUGUUUGAGAAAGACACACUACUUGAACCACAUGUGCUACAAGAUGAGUGCAAGAUCCAAGAUGGCAGCUGGCACCAGUCACGUUUCUUCUUCCAUACUCAGGACAGUCGUCAGCUACCUAUUGUAGACAUACAGGAGUUUCCCACAUCACAGCCCGAUAGUCAGCGACAUAUAGAAAUCGAUCCAGUCUGCUUCCUCUGACACCAACAUCACCGCUCAUGUAGCCUAUUUACAUGAGCUACUAAAAUACAAGGCUGUCUACCAAAGAGCGAGUGUCCAUCAGACUUUGCCACGGAAACCGUUAAUGGGACCUGUUGGACAGCAUAUGUCCCAUCGAAGGCAGGUCUGCAUGGAAGAACUCAAUCUCUGCGGAACAUCCAGGCCAAGAAGGCCAAAGGAGAGCAGUGUAUACCAGUAUUUAUCGAUAACUGUGUAAAGUUUGUUUUGUUGAUAAUUAUUAGUCGAAUGGUGCUUAGGUUGCUGUAUAUGGACCGAUAUUACUCCCUGAUCACAGGGUAGGGCCUCACUAAGCAGCAGCCUGUCCAAACCCUCAAACACACCCAGACCAUCCUAAGCAGAGGCUUAACCCGAAGGAGCGUGCCAGGCCUCUACAUAGGAGCACUGUCUAACUAAAGGUUUUUUAUGAGUGCAAUAGCAUGUGGAUAAUGUGUGACUGCUUUAAAUAUUUCAUUCUCUGAUCAAAGGCUAUAUUUUACAUUGUUUUCAUGAUAUUUUUGUCUUUGGUCCUUCCCAGUUGGACCUGCACAUCUCGACAGAUGGUGCUCUACCUCUACCUGCUCAUUUGCUUUCUAGAAUAGUUGCUCAUGUCAAGUUAGUCUUUUUUUUUUUUUGCCUUUGUGUUGUAUGUACCGGUUACAUCAAGAUUUGUUAUGUUGUAUAAGUACUUAUGUUGAUUUGGUCAUUUCUAAUUUAUGAACCAUUUUUUUGAUACACUACAUAUUUUUUGUAGCCUCGCCUUCUAUGUGGUAGGUUCUUCAGGGGAAACCUAUCAUUGGUGCUGCAACAGAGAAUGAGUCAUCAGUGAGUUUUUACAUUUCCUGUGUAUAUAUUGACAGCAUACUGUAUGUUUAUUUAUAUCCUUUCUGUUUUUUGUUCACAUUACUGUACCACAGUAAGUUAUACUCUCAGAGAACUAUUUGGUCAACCACAACUCAGUCUAAAGAAGUAUUUAUGUUUUAAAGGUGUGUUUGUGUGUUCACACCUGUGACUGUAUGUGUAUCAUACUGUUAUUUCAGUUAAUUCAGUGGUGGUUAGGUGGACUGGCAGCUACCGUGGGCCAGAGCCAGAAUACACAGAAAACACAGUCAUCAUAUUCUUAAGUUAUAUUACCUUGAACAAAGUGUAAUUAUAUAAAGUUUGUGGAGGAUACGGUUAGAUGCAAAUGUGUAAAUAAUAAAU
Messenger RNA from Chelmon rostratus (copperband butterflyfish), 6613 nucleotides. RefSeq names its product collagen alpha-1(XXIV) chain (gene col24a1). Gene Ontology annotation, molecular function: extracellular matrix structural constituent. The transcript is spliced from 60 exons. The record is from RefSeq and is a predicted model, not a curated record. NCBI's taxonomy places the organism in Eukaryota, Metazoa, Chordata, Actinopteri, Chaetodontiformes, Chaetodontidae. Bases 233 to 5395 code for a protein of 1720 amino acids.